Osmia lignaria (orchard mason bee) is the source of this 4451-nucleotide messenger RNA. RefSeq names its product cleavage and polyadenylation specificity factor subunit 6 (gene Cpsf6). NCBI's taxonomy places the organism in Eukaryota, Metazoa, Arthropoda, Insecta, Hymenoptera, Megachilidae. Gene Ontology annotation, molecular function: RNA binding. The record is from RefSeq and is a predicted model, not a curated record.
AGUGACGUCACGUCCGUUUGGGACGAAAACGUAACGUAAUUCGCUAACACGUUUUCUCCUAUAAUACACCAUUCCUUUAGGCUUGGCGCCUUCGUCAAAUGCAGUGAGCGUCGGUGUACGUAAAAUGGCGGACGGUGACAUUGAUUUGUACGCCGACGAUCUCGAGCAAGAUUUCGCGCAGGAUGAAUUUGCUGGUGAUGGCGUUGAUUUAUACGAUGAUGUGAUAGCAGCUCCUGCUGGUGGUAAUGGUGGUGUUUCUACAGGAAACAGUGGAGAUGGUGGAGGUGAUACUACUUCACCUAAUGAAGAAACAAAUGGUAGUGCACCCUAUCAUCAACUUGGAAAUAACAUUCAACCAAAUCAAAUUGGGAGGCGUCAUCAAUUAUAUGUUGGUAAUUUGACUUGGUGGACAAGCGAUCAAGAUAUAACUGAUGCAGUACAAAGCAUUGGUGUAUCUGAUUUUGUGGAAGUAAAAUUCUUUGAAAAUCGUGCAAAUGGACAAUCUAAGGGUUUUUGUGUAAUAUCUCUGGGUUCAGAACAAAGUAUGAGGAUAUGUAUGGAAAGAUUACCUAAAAAAGAAUUACAUGGACAGAAUCCAGUAGUAACUUUUCCUACUAAACAAGCUUUGAAUCAAUUUGAGUCUCAGUGUAAAACACGUCCAGCUCCGGCUCCUCAGCAGAGUCAGAGUCAGCGCCCACAUAAUCCACAUCAACAUCAGCCACCAAUGCCGCCUCAUCAACAGCAUCCACAACAUCCCCAACACCCUCAACAUUCGCAACAAAAUCAUGGUCCUAGGAUGAUGAUGGGUCCUCCACAGGGUGUGAGACCACAGAGAAUGCCACCUCCAGGUAUGGGUCCACCAGGGCCUGGUGGACCCGGCCAACAAGGUCCGCCGCGCAUGCACGGUCCACCAAUGGGGCCCGGUCCAGGACCGCAUCAUCCUUUACCUGGGCAUCCUAAUCAAGGUCCACCACCUCCGGGAUAUCAACAAGGACCGUGGAAUGGCCCAAGACCUAAUGGUCCACCUGGACCACCAAGAGGUCCAAGUGGACCUGGUGGUCCACCCCAACAGGGACCGCCUGGACCAGGCCCCGGUCAACAUCGGCCCCCGGGAAUGCAAUUUCACGGUGGUCCACCUGGUCCCCCUGGUCAAGGACCUCCACGCGGUCCACCGGGACAUCCUGGUGGUCCUCCUGGCGAUCCAAGGGGUGCUCAACCACGUCCUGAAUGGAAUAGACCACCAGGGAUGCAUCACGGGCCUCAGGGACCACCAGGUUUCCCUCAACAUCAACAUAUGCAAGGCCCGCAACCUGGUCAAGGCCCACCACAGAGAGGACCUCCUCCAGGUUCUAUGGGUGGAAUGUUACCAGGUCCAGGAGGACCCCCACCUGGACAUGGAGGACCACCACAAGGACCACCGCAAGGACCUCCUGGAGGACCAGCACCGCAUGUAAAUCCAGCAUUUUUCCCACAAGGACCACCUCAUCAGCAUCCAGGACAACAUCCACCAGGUCCUCCUGGCCCGCCUCAUGGGCCACCGCAUGGACCGCCUCAUGGUCCACCUCAUGGCCCUCCGCAUGGACCUCCACACGGUCAACCUCAUGGACCACCCCAUGUACCACCUCAUGGUUAUGGACCACCUGCAGCACAGCCACCUUAUGGCGCGCCGGGACCUGACCAUCGCCCAGAAGGACCUCCUCCGUUAACGGAGCAAGAAUUUGAAGAAAUAAUGGGUAGAAAUAGAACAGUUUCUUCCUCUGCAAUUGCUCGAGCAGUCUCAGAUGCCGCAGCUGGGGAAUAUGCAAGUGCUAUAGAAACCUUGGUUACAGCCAUUUCUCUAAUAAAACAAUCUAAAGUUGCUGCAGAUGAUAGAUGCAAAAUAUUAAUCAGUUCUCUUCAAGAUACUUUACGCGGCGUUGAAACCAAAAGUUACGGAUCCGCACGUAGAGAACGAUCACGUUCACGCGAUCGAGAACGCAGUCACAGAAGAAGGCGUGAGCGAUCAAGGAGUCGUGACAGAGAAUACAGGGAGAGAAGCAGGGACCGAGACAGAGAACGUGACAGAGAACGCGAUCGUGAAAGAGAGAGGGAUCGUGAUCGUGAUAGAGAACGUUAUUAUAGUGAACCAUAUCCUCGAGAGAGAUCACGAAGCAGAGAGAGGGAUCGUGAACGCGAAAGAGAUCGCGAAUAUAGAGAGCGAAGCAGAGAAGAAAGAGAGAAUGAAAAGGGAAGAGGACCGCAAAGGGCUGAGCGUCUGGUACCUAUUAGUAGCAAGUACCAGGAAACGGACGAAGAAUUCUCACAGAGUACAGUACAAGACUAAUUAAUCCUCCAACGAAGGAAUUUUUUAUGUUGUAACAUACAAGGGAACGGUUUGCAUGAUAUAUCACACAUACGUUCUCCUGAACGAUUAUGUUUUGAUGUGCCAUUUCUUUCAUUUUUGUUUUUAAAGUAACAAGUAGUUUACUAUGAGACAUAGUAGUAAAAUAUUGCCGAAUUAAGUAUGACUAAUUCAUGGUUUAAUCAUUUGAAUUAUUAUAUUUUUUAAUCCUUUGCGAUUCGUUUUAACUUGUACCUUUAUUAUUUUGUUAAAUGAUUGUAAAUAGUAUCCUGCGAUUUUUCAAACAAUUCUAUCAUUGUAUUGUGGAAUUUUUAGUGUUUACACACAAUCAUUUUCAACGUGUUAACAGAUUGAUGGAAGUUAAGCAUGUUCUUAAUUAUUUUUAAUCUUAUGUCAGGUCAUUAGUAGGAAUUACUUUUCUUAAAAAGAAGUGUUUGAACUCAGGAUUGCAAAGGAUUAACAACGUUUCAAAAAGAAGCAAAUCAAGUACAAUGAGAUUCAUUUUUAUGAACAACAAUUUGACUAUAAGUGUAGUUUUUAAAAGAUCUAAUGUAAUCGUAGCUGUUAAAAAUCUUCGAAAUGCACAUACACGUCAUUUUUUAUGUACAAACUAUUCGAUACAAAAUUUUUUCACUGCGAUUAACUAAAAUAUCGAAAUUUAUAUGGUGGCUAUUUCUUAUUAUUGUUUAACAGAUGGCAUUUUUCUUUAAAAAGAAGCCACGAUUCUUCAUUUGGCCAGAAUUUAAAGAAUUUUGUAUAGAUUUCAAAAUAGUGCAUCGUUGCACUGUCUUAGAUUCGUUUAAUAAUUCCUACCUUUUUUGGCGUGCUAAAUAUUAGGAUUAUCCAUCUAAAGCUCAAAUCUGCGAUUUAAAAUUUGCUCAAUUCUUAAAUUAAAAAAGUACUUGUCCUUUAUUGAGUUUUAGGGAGAAUUGUCGUGCGCUCUCCUUGUAAACGAUUUAAAACGAGAGCCCAAAAGAAAUUUUGCUUUCUUUUUUAUGGAGAUACAACAUUUGAGCAAAUAUCUGAUAUGAUUUGAUAAUAUAAAAAUACCAAAAAAUUUGUGCCACAUCAACUCAAAACUUUUAGGAGAAUUCAGUUUUGUUUCUUUCUUUACGCAAUAUAAAAGAGAAAUAUUUUAUUAUAUAUCAUUGAUUAAAUCUUGAAUGUAUUUCUCUUUUUAAUCAUGAUUGCGUUUUGAAUGAUUAAUUCUAAACUGUAUUUUUUUUUUUUUAAUUGAUAGUACAAAGAGCUGUAACAUGUUUUUAUCAGCAGCUUUAUUUUUUAAUGUUUUAUAUUAUUUAACCGAUGCUCUUUUUAUAUAGAAAUUAUAUUUUGUUCUUUAUCAUUUUUAUAAUUAUAUGCAUACCUAAUUCUUCGCACACGAAGCGCUUUGUACUAAAUAGUAUUACAUAUAACGUAUAGUUUCGCCAAUUACCAAAUAUAUAUAAAAAAAAUUGAAUAAUUAACAAUCACUUGAAACCAUGACGAAAAUCAAAGAACAUUAGACACUUUUGUAAGUAUAAUUAUAGCGCAUUUAGAAAUUAUGCAGUGAAAUGCAUAAGAAUUCUAUCUUAUCUUUGUUUCAUUCUAUUUAGAAUUCUAUGCUAUUCAAGGCACAGUAUUAAAAAGCAAAAAAGAAAAUUGCCGUACGCUCAAAUACUAGGUGCCCUAAAAGUGUAUAUCCAUUAAUUUCAAGUUACGAAUUUAUAACAUUCCAAACACCAAUUCGCAAUCUUUUAAACGUAUCUGUAAACGUAUCUCAAAGAGAUGAAAUUUAAUGUUUAAUAUGUAUUAUACAUAAAAUGAAUUACGAUUUUUUGAUGCACUGAAAAGUGCUUAGAAAGAAGUUACUAGUACAUGCUCGUAUAAUUAUUAUUAUACAUAUCUUUUGCAUUAUAUAAAAUUUGUCAAUCAAAUAUAAUUAAGUAAAGUGUGUAAUAGUCAUACAAGUAACAUAUAUAUUGAAGUAUCAUAUAUGAUAACUACGAAUCAUGUUCUGUGAUCUCGAUAAGCACCUAAAGAGAAACAUUUAAUUGUACAUAAAACAUAUGCUAAUAGUACAGCAAACAUUCCAUGAAAUUAAAAUAAUUGUUCUUUUUGUGAUCUCUUA